GAGUACUGUAAGAAGAAGAAGCAGAAGUGAGAUAGAGGAGGAGAAGGAAGACGACUCAUGUUAGAAAAAUGAAAAAGUUCACAUUCAAAGGAGUUCUAGAUGGAUUUCGACAAAGCGUUCAGCCCCAAGCCACACGACAGGAGCAGGAGAUCCAAGAGCAGCUCAAGGCCGAUCAUUUCACAUUGAAGAAAACCUUUCGCCAUGGCUUUCCGUACUCGCCCACAUCCUUUGCCUUCGAUCCGGUGCAGAAACUAAUAGCGAUUGGGGACAAAUCGGGCUACAUCCGCAUAUUGGGAAAGCCUGGCGUCGAUGCCCAUGCCAAACACGAGGGCGAAUCCGAGUGCGCCGUGCUCUUUGCCCAGUUCCUGGUCAAUGAGGGGGCCCUCGUCACCGUCACCGCUGAUGACACCAUACACUUGUGGAGCAUACGCCAAAAGACACCGCGCAUUGUGCAAAGUCUAAAGUUUCAGCGGGAGCGCGUGACUUGCAUACACGUGCCCGUGGGCAGCAAAUGGCUGUACGUGGGCACUGAGAAGGGAAACAUACACGUUGUUCACAUAGAUACAUUUGCACUUAGUGGAUAUAUUAUUAACUGGAAUAAAGCAAUUGAAGUGGUUAGAACUAGUCAUCCAGGUGCUGUGAUUGCGUUAUGUGAUAAUCCAUUGGAUGCAAACAAGUUGCUUCUUGCAUUUGAGUGCGGGCUGCUUGUGUUGUGGGAUCUGAAGGCGAAAUGCGCUGAGAUACGAUGGCAGGCGGCCGAGGCUGUCAAGUCCCUGGCUUGGCACUACGAGGGCAAGUACUUUGUAUCAUCGCACACGGAUGGCUCCAUUUGUUCGUGGCCCACCAGGCCUCAGCCCAAGCCACAGUCGCAGGUUUGUCCGCACGCGAAAAUCAACAAAGAUGGCAAUGCGGAAAAAUGUAAACCGAUCUAUAAAGUUGACUUGAAGUCCAGCACAACUGGUGAAACUUUCACAAUUUUCUCUGGUGGCAUGCCGUCUGAAAAGGGCUCAAAGUCGAAUUGCAUCACCGUGAUGGUCGGCAAGGCCACAACGGUGCUGGAGAUGGAGCAUGCUGUAUGCGAUUUCAUCACCCUCUGCGAAAAUCCCUGGCCAUGCGAGACCCAGGAGCCCUAUGCAAUAGCUGUGCUGCUUCAAUACGACUUAGUAUUAAUAGACUUAUUAACACCCGGUUUUCCAUGUUUUGAAUCGCCUUAUCCAAUGGACUUACACGAAUCACCUGUUACAUGUUGCACAUAUUUAACCGAUUGCCCAUCGGAUUUGGUUCCUGCUUUCUAUUCUGUUGGUCGGACAACGACAAGUAAAAAAAGUUGCUUCUCGGAGCGCGAAUGGCCAAUAUCGGGCGGAGAGUGGUCGCCGGCGUCGUGCAGCUACUCGGAGAUUGUCAUCACCGGGCACCAGGAUGGUAGCCUCAAGUUCUGGGACUCAGGUGCCGGUACACUUCAGAUACUCUACAAGCUGAAAACGGCCAAAAUGUUCGAGAAGCCGCGCACUCAUGCGGCCCAGGCCCAUGCGGAUGCCGACAAUCCGCUGGCCGUGCAUCUGAUAUUCCUCUGCUCGGAGUCGCGACGUCUCUGCGUUGCCGGGGCCAUGGGGCAGGUGAUGUUGUUUAAGUUUCGGAAGCUCGAGUCCACAUCGGAGGUCCUGGUGCUGGAGAUACCCAUACUCUAUGAGAAUUUUGAUGACAUUUAUGGCACGAGUCCUGAAUGCGAUUUCCUAACUGGCCAUCAGGUGCAGAAAACGGAAUCCAGUGAUUCGGACAAGACGACGGACUGCUCGUUAAAGGUUCGCUUUGGGGCACAGCGGAAGCCGCCGGGCUUUCAGUCGCAGCUGGUGUGCCUCACCACCGGACCCAAUCGCCGGAAUGUUCAGGUCACAUCGCUGUGCAUCAGCUCCAGUUAUGGCCUAAUGGCUUAUGGUACCGAAUAUGGACUUGUCAUAAUUGAUAUAAUCCAAAAAAUUUGCCUCUUGAGUGUUGCAUGCCCCGAUCUGUAUGGCGCACAUGAUCCUUACUCGCGAACACCAAAAAGUCCGAAACGCAUUGAGAAUAAAGAGGAGCAGAGUCGAUCGCCCAGCUCAGAUCAGAUCAACGGCGGAGCCGGCAAUGCGGCGAAUGCGAGCGCAGCCGCAAAUGCACCGCAGCAGCAGCAGCAACAAACCCAACAGCUGCGGCAGGGACAACAGCAGCAUCGACCUCAGCUUCAUCGUCGUCGACAGCAGCAGCAGCAGCGGCAGCAUCAGCAUCAGCAGCAGCAGCCAGCAGCGGGAUCAGUUUACGGUGCAGACGAUGCAGGUGCGGGUGUUGCUAGUGGCGGUGUCGGUGUUGGUGUUGGUGGUAUUGGUAGUGGCAGUGGUAGUGCCAAAUCUGGCGCAGGUGCGGGCGGCGUUGGCGUCGUUGAACAUCAUCAUCAGCAGCCGCAGCAGCAGCAGCAGCAGCAGAUACUCGUGCAGCAGCAGCAGUCAAGCUUGAGCUCUACGUUGGCGGCGAUGGCAUCCUUUGACGUUGAUUCAUUCGAUUGCGGUGCAGGUGCAGGUGGAGGUGGAGGCGGAGGCGGUGCAGGUGCAGGUGCGCAUCAACAUCAAUAUCAGCAUCCGCAUCCGCAUCAGCAUCAGCAUCAAACAUCCGUAAUACAGCAACAGCAGUCAGUGACAUCGUACGAGUCCCUAAAAAAGUCCAAAUCACAAGAUAAAUUGGAUGGAACUUUCUCAAGAUCCAGAUCAUCGUCAAUGUCCAGCAUUGAUAUGUCUUCCUCUGAAUCUGUUACCUGUUUAGCUUUUAUCGAGAGCUAUGCAAAACGAAAUGAUAUUUUGACACUUGUUCCUACUUUGUGGAUUGGAACUAGUUUCGGUUCGAUACUGACCUUGUUCAUAACCAUGCCGGAACGAGAUGUACGCAAAUCUCAGCCAGUAUUGAUCACAAUAAAUGGCGGCCCCGUGGUUCGACUCAAAGGCUCCAUUACUUCCAUGUCUUUUUUAGACUCAUACGGCUCUAUCAUACCCUUUACAUUUGAGACCUGGCGUGACGAGAAGAGGGACAAAACAGAUCGCACUCCCACUAAGAGCAGCAGCCGCACCAGUCCCACUUUCACACCAACAACUGCCAAUACAAUAUCAAACACUUCGGUCGCUGGAGGCGUGGCGGGUAGUGCUGGUGGCGGUGGUGGUGGCAGUGGCAGUGGCGGCGGUGGUACCGGUGGAGCCGCUGGAGCAGCAGGAACCGCUGGCGGUGCAGCUGGCACCGGGAUUGCAGGCAGUGGCAGUGUGGCAGGUGGCGGCGCUGGUGCGGGCAGCAGUGGCGCCGUCGGUGGGAUGAUCAGCAGCAGUGCCAGCCCCAGCAGCAGCGGCAACAUUGGCAGCAUUAGCACCGGCCUGGAAACACUCACCGAUCGACAAUAUAUCGUUAUUGCAAGCGAGAAACAAACAAAAGUCUUCGAUGUGGCCAAUCAGUGCUGCAUCAAUCGCAUACAAUUAUCGGAAAUGGAUUUUGCAGUCAAGGCAGAAACUAUCACGAUGAAGGAUGGCUCUUGCUUAGCAACCUAUCUUUCGAAUGGCCAUCUAAUGGUACAUAGUCUUCCUAGUCUAAAACUGUUAUUGGAUACUGAUUUCUUACCGCUUAUGGAGUUAAGUUUUCAAACAAAAUGUAAACAGGGAAUUGUGGAUCCAAUGCUUUCGAUAUGGGGUCAACAGAUCAUUGUUCAUGAAGACACAACUCAAAUAUCAAAAAUAUUUUGCUUUAGUCAUAAAGGUCAUGGAUUGUACAUGGCAUCGCCCACCGAAAUUCAAAAAUUCACGAUAUCAUCGGAAUUCUGUCAAUUUAUUUUGGAGAUGAUGGGUGAACUAUAUACGGUACAGGAAAUGCCCGAACAACCGAAGGAGGGUUUCUUUAAGGGUCUGUUUGGCGGCGGGGCGAAACUCUUGGAUCGCGAAGAGCUUUUUGGCGAGCAGAGCGGGAAAGCAAAUCGUUCGGUUGCUCGGCAUAUACCCGGGCCGACUUUGGAGCAGCUCGGCACACGUGCUUCCACAGCCGCAUCGGAGAUUAGUCGGGCGCACCAGCUGGCCAUGGAGCGUGGCGAGAAACUCAAUAUUUUGGAGGAGCGCGCCGAGCGUAUGGCCAAUACAGCUCAAGAUUUCAGCGGUACAGCGCAUCAAUUAAUGCUUAAAUAUAAAGACAAAAAGUGGUAUCAGUUGUAAAAUAUCUAUUUUAGGAGCCAAUUCUACCACAGUUAUUGUAAUAUUGCUUUUAUAACACUUUCUACUACAUUACGAGUAAAGUACACUUAUUUAAUUUCUGUUUUCAAGUCGUCACGUUAUUUACAAAAACAACCAAAAACAAAAACAAACAAAACAAAACCAACA
Molecule: messenger RNA, 4373 nt
Organism: Drosophila obscura
Lineage: Eukaryota; Metazoa; Arthropoda; Insecta; Diptera; Drosophilidae
Gene: Tomosyn
Product: syntaxin-binding protein 5
Biological process (GO): regulation of exocytosis; regulation of protein secretion
Cellular component (GO): cytoplasm; SNARE complex; plasma membrane
Molecular function (GO): GTPase activator activity; syntaxin binding; myosin II binding
Source: RefSeq, a predicted model, not a curated record